Molecule: messenger RNA, 2736 nt
Organism: Anarrhichthys ocellatus (wolf-eel)
Lineage: Eukaryota; Metazoa; Chordata; Actinopteri; Perciformes; Anarhichadidae
Gene: grinaa
Product: glutamate receptor, ionotropic, N-methyl D-aspartate-associated protein 1a (glutamate binding)
Exons: 7
Coding region: 105-1148 (347 amino acids)
Biological process (GO): negative regulation of apoptotic signaling pathway
Cellular component (GO): endoplasmic reticulum; Golgi apparatus; membrane
Source: RefSeq, a predicted model, not a curated record
AGUCCAGAGACCAGAGACCAGGAGGAGGAGAAGGCAGAGCUAAUGUCGGCAGACACUUUGACAUAAACACAGUAAAGAUUGUUCUAGCAGCAGAGUGAGCCAUCAUGUCCCAGGACAAGAGUGGAUACCCUGUUAUGGGUGAGAACAACCCACUUCACAACAACGUCUAUGGACCCCCUCAGCCAGGUUUCGGCAUGCCCCCUCCCAACUACAGCCAAGCCCCAGUGGGUCCGUACCCUCCAGCCACCGGCUACGGACAGCCAGGCUUCCCCCAGGCCGGCCCCGGCUUCGCCCCUGGUCCCUACCCUCAGAUGCCUUACCCUCAGAUGCCCUACCCACAGGGGCCCUACCCUCAGGGGCCUUAUCAGCAAGGACCCGCACAGCCAGGCGUUCCCGGUGACCCAACGGCUCCUACCGACAGUCCUAGUUAUCAUGGCGACGGGCCUCCAUCUUACUACGACAACGAGGAGUUCACCGACUCCGGCUUUGAGGACAAGACCAUCAGACAAGCCUUCAUCAGAAAAGUCUUCUUGGUCCUCACAGUGCAGCUGAUGGUCACGUUCUCGUUCGUUGCCAUCUUCACCUUUGUCGACGAGGCCAAGUUAUUUGUGCGGCGCAAUCCAUGGACGUACUACGUGUCCUACGCCGUCUUCUUUGUGUCUCUGAUCGUCCUCAGCUGUUGUGGAGAGUUCCGCCGCAAGCACCCCUGGAACUUGGUUGCGCUGUCCAUCCUGACCCUGAGUCUCUCCUACAUGGUGGGCAUGAUUGCCAGCUUCUAUGACACAGAGACCGUCAUCAUGGCCGUGGGCAUCACUGCAGUGGUCUGCUUCACUGUCGUGCUCUUCUCGCUACAGAGCAAGUAUGACUUCACUUCCUGUCGGGGCGUGCUGUUUGUUUGCCUGAUCGUGCUGCUGCUCUUCUCCGUCCUCUGCAUCUUCAUCCGCCACAGGAUCCUGCACAUCGUCUAUGCCUCACUGGGGGCUCUGCUCUUCACCUGCUUUUUGGCUGUGGACACUCAGCUUCUGCUGGGCAACAAGAAGCUGGCUCUGAGUCCAGAGGAGUACAUUUUUGCUGCCCUCAACCUCUACACCGACAUCAUCAACAUUUUCCUCUACAUCCUGGCUAUUGUUGGACGCUCCCGUGAAUGAGACGGAGAAUUCCUCCCUUUACUGUGAAAUGUUGCUAACAUGCUCUCUAACUCCUUUUAACUUUUCCCCACGGUCCUCUCCAUUGCCUCUCCGAUCACACAUACAACAGGCAGUUGUGCUGUGGAACAGCUGCAGCCUGUCAUAAAAUCCAACCGAGAGGGACACUAUUUAUUUAACACAGGUCUCGUCUUUUCCUCGAUUUGACCACUUACUGUAACUGUGCUUCUACUAACACAGAUGGCUACAUUAUGGCUGCGUUACCUUCCCCCCCCCCCCCCAACUUCCAGUUUACAUACGUUGUAAAACAAUGUUAUCCUGUGAAUGCGUGGCACUCAGCUUUGCCUUGCUGCAGAGAUUAAAGAGAAAAAGGGCGGGGAAGGUAUCCAAAGCGCCUAAUAUUGAUGCAAACCAGCUUUGCCUGAAAAGAUCUUAGUGCUAGAAAAUACCCUCCUCUAUCAGUCUGUUUUCUCCUUUUGAGCCUGCUGGUGUAAAGUAAAUCUGCAUGGCAACAUUGGAAACACAACUAAAGAUGUGUUAUGGUUCUUUAGAGCUACCGGAUGAAUACCUCUCUCUAGCCUGUCACAGCUGUAAAUAGUUAAGUGUAUAACUGUGUACGAUCCCCCCCCCCCCCCCCCCCGAGUGUGUUGCUUUUUGGGAGAAUAUGCGCUGAUAUUAGGACACGUACCCGAUACAGUAAUUGAAAUCUCUUAAUGGCAAAAGAAUGAAAAUCAAUGUUGGAUGUGGCAAACAUGAACAUAAAUUAUAUAUUCUUACGGAAUGUCUUUUCAUGUUUUGAAAUUAUUUCUAUGAUUUCGAACUGAGAUGUCUCCUUACUUUUACUUUUUUCUUUACAGUCCUCACUAAUUUGCUCUCAUCUGGUCAUUAACGUGAAGUGAAAAUUUAGUGGUGUAUAUGUUUUUGUUUUUUCUCAUCUUAAACAAUGUGAACUAAAGUUGAAGAAUUGUGAUUUCUGCCCACUUUCCAUACCAAGCUGAAUUUCAGAAAUUUCAGAACUUAAAGUAGAUGGAUGACGGACUUAUAACUUAUCUAUUUAUUGAGCUUGAUGUAGAUAACAGAGUUGCUUUGAGGUUGCUGUUAAGAUGGUGUUGAAGACACCUGCUUCUGCUGUUGUUUGGAAAUGUACAAGGACUUUGCUACUUGAAGUGAUUAUGAAACCAUCAUAUUCUGGUUAUACUCACAAGGAAUCAUCAUGCACUGGAAGCCAAAAUGCUCACUGCACGUAAACACACACACAACUUGAGGGAUAUAUUUAACAUGAACAUUUUUUUUAUUUUGUAACUUUCGUUUUGAUUUUUCACCUCUUGCAUGGCCCUCUCCUCUCAUUUGCAUGUGCUGAUAAUGCACACUAUACAGGUAUUCCUGUUUUGGAAAGACAUGGUGUUGUUUGGCGGCCCUGUUACACUUUUUUUUUUAACUCUUGUGUUUGUAUCUAACUGAUGUGUAAGUGUACAUAGAACUCCUUAGUGGUUUGAUGUGUAUAGGUAAAGUAAUAUUGGGGCUUUGUAGGUCUGUUUGCAUUGUAUAUUUGCAUUAAAUCAAAGUGGAUCCACAGUCCUCUACACUGCCA